AUGACAGCUGCCCGACGUCAAGCUGUGGCUGAACCAACUCCAAAUUUCCCCCGGCCAGCGCCCAUCGCCCAUCGCCCAUCGCCCAUCGCCCAUCGCCCAUCGACUUUUUGCUUGCAGCUUCGUCACCUUCCCUCUCAGCUCGUCCUGCUCUCUCCCGUGCCUCUAGGUCGAUCCGGUCGCGGCACAAACCGCACGGUAGACAUGGAGUCUAUGCGCCUCCUUCAACAGCGCGCUCUUCGUCAGAUCUUCCAGUUCCGACCUCUCCGAACUGCACGAGCAGUCCGACACAUCAGCUCCAACAGGUCCGCAAACCAACAACAAUGUCUGUGCAGAUCUCAAAACAAUUCCUCCAGACUUCCAAGUAUCAACAGACACUACCCGCGCACUCCUUUCUCAUCUCCCCGCUUCACCAAACCCACCCGCCGCUUCUACUCGUCUCAAACCAGCGGCGCAUCUCCUUCCUCCUCCGAAGAAACCCUCACCCUCUCCCAACGCAUGCGCAAACUCUCGCGCGAGUAUGGCUAUGCAGCGCUGGGCGUGUAUCUCGCCCUGACCGCUCUCGACCUCCCCUUCUGCUACCUCGCCGUCUCGUACCUCGGCACCGAGCGCAUCGGGCGCUGGGAACACGCCAUCAUGUCGUAUGUGAAGAGCAUUGUGAAAUGGCCGAUGGGGAAGGAAGGCCAGGAGAAGGUGGAUGAGGGGGCGGAGUACGUUAGGCGGAAAGUGCCGCUGGAGGAGGAGGUGGUGGAGGGUAGAGAGACGACGGGGAAAAGGUUGCUAGAAGAAGAGGACACGACGCCCGUGGUGGAUGACCAUGGCAUCGGGGAGGCGGAGAAGGCUAAUCGGGGGGACAAUGCGAGUAUGUCGUCCUUUUCCCUUUCUUCCUCGAGGGGUUUUCAAUCUUCCAGGAAAAAUCCAUUAUGCCGCGGCAUUUCAAGUGAGGCUGACCUGAAUAUUUUUGUGUCUGCUGCAGGCUUCUGGACCAAGCUCGCCCUCGCCUACGCCAUCCACAAAUCCUUCAUCUUCAUCCGGGUUCCCUUGACGGCGGCGAUCACGCCCAAGGUGGUCAAGACCCUGCGCAGCUGGGGUUGGAAGAUCGGCAAGAUGCCGACCAAGAAGAGCGUUGCUGGUACCACGGGCAUCAAUACGGGGAGAACUGGGGUCAAGCCGGAUAAAUGA
This is a messenger RNA of Endocarpon pusillum Z07020, 1179 nucleotides long. RefSeq lists its product as uncharacterized. Bases 1 to 1179 code for a protein of 392 amino acids. The transcript has a single exon. The record is from RefSeq and is a predicted model, not a curated record. NCBI's taxonomy places the organism in Eukaryota, Fungi, Ascomycota, Eurotiomycetes, Verrucariales, Verrucariaceae. Gene Ontology annotation, cellular component: mitochondrion.